AGCAGAGGUCGCUGUUGCGUUUAAAAAAACGACGCGAAAAAUGGCAUAAAACGAUUACACUCAGCCUUGUGUUCCAUAUUGAGCACCGUUUAGCCAUGUUCAGGCCGCACACUGAUAUAUGGUGCACUUAUUAAGCAACGGGAAGUCAAAUCCACCCGAAUGAAAUAAGUGUACACAUGCAUAAACAUUUUUGGCUACCGGAAUUUGAUAAAUAAACAAAAUAGUCCGCUAACUACCUCAUUACAAGUUCGUGAUCGCACUUCGAUUUUAUUUUAUUCUUUUGUAAAAUAAACAACAUUGUCGGUUUACACAAUAACGUAGUUAUGUAAGAAAAAAAUGCUGUUUGUGACGAUUACCUUAAAGUAUUUAUUCAUUGACGGUGCUUUAAAUAAAUUACUAAAGUAAUAUUUAGUGGUAUUUUAUAUUUAUAGCAGUGAUUUGUGGCAAUGGAGUGUUAUAUAUUCUUGCCAAUUGUUUUUCAUUAAAUAAUCUACGUGUUUUAAGCGUGUUUUCAAAUCCAUACUGUCCAGAUAGGCCUAAGUUUGGAGCAUUCUACAUUUUUUCCCCUCCCUUCAACAAUUUUUGUAUAAAAGCCACAUUUCAAUGUAAUGUUCCGUUUUCUGUGUUUAUGACUUGGAUAAACCACUAGAAAUGGGCUUUGUCAUGUCAAAGCAUAAUGCUGACCGCAAGAAAACAAACAGUGCCGGUUUAUAAAACAGAUGAAUACACGUCUUUAUUCCGUAUUUGCAUGUGGUUUGAACGGGGUUCCUUUGACAAUAAUACAAAGCGACCAUGGGAAUCGCGUUCUACAAGUCCCUGUGUAUUUCAUUAAGGGACACUAUAUGAUUUUAAAAGCAUGUUCCAUUUUUGAAAUAUGUGCCCAAGUUGUGACAUUCCCAGUACAGUUGAACUGCUUUAAAAUUACACAGACCCUCGCACGUUUCACCUCAUAAAACCUCAUUUCAUGGCACCGAAUUUAUCAUGAUUUCGUUGUAUUGUUUUCAAUAUUGAGUUGUCCUUAAAGUUAAUUUCUGCUCCUUCAAUAUUUAAUUCUAUGCAAACUGUUUUAAAUAAAAAAAAAUCAGCACCUAGUCUGCAACUAACUUUUAAAAGCACGAAGUUUAACCGCAGAUCUGUAAGUAGACCUUAACCCAGCACACCUGCACGUGUAUUCCGUCUUUGGAGCAGGGAGCCGCUCCAUGCCUCCUCGCGUGAGCGCUUUUCCAGAGCCCUCCUCCUACCCACAGCUGGAUCCGCCCAUUUCCACCCGUGCAUGCACAUAAUUGGUCCGCAGAAGUUUCGUUUCUUUCUUUCUACGAUUUUAGUGGACGAAGGACAUGUCAUUAAGCGAAAAAAACGCGUGCUUUGAUUGUUGGAAAUUGAUGCUCCCAAAAACUAAGGAUGAUUACUGUUCAAGCUGGAAAGGAUGCUGUGGGUAAAUACGCAAAACAUUUGCAUGCUUUUGGAACAAGAAAACUUUUAUUGCAGCUGGUCCUCUUAUCUUUCUCAUUUUUCUGUAACAUCCAGACGUCUAAUAAGCAGACAGAAGCUCCGCGGCGGUUGCUGUCUCAAAGAGUGAUUUCAAAGAGUGACCUUGCAUACAGGAAAAUCUGAAAUUCAGAUGCAGAAAUCGGCGGCCGCCUUCGGGAUGCUCGGCCAGCAUGAAGCCCCCGCGUCCGUUCAGCUUCCCGGCCUCAGUUUCUCCGUGUACAGUGUCAAGAGAAGCGGGGAGGGGGCUGCCGAGUCCAGUAGGAACUCCGGCGACAACGGCAGCGCCAAGAGACCCCCUGCUCCGUGUGACAGCUACCCCCAAGCGCGGAAAGCUGCCCGGGCCGCCUUCAUCCAGGACGCGUCGCAAGGUAACGGGGGCAGCCAUCUCUUCUGCCCCGGGAAGAAAGAGGGACCAGAGGUGGGGGCAACAACUGGAGAGUGCGUGCUGGGGGGGCCGGGGCACGCAGGCAGCCAGCCAGGAGAUGCACAUUUUACGGCUGUCUGUGAGCAUGCCACGCCGGACCUCUGUCUCCAUGGCAACCAGCACCAUGACACAAGGUCCUCCGGCUUCCCGGGAGCAUUCCUAGCACUGGGGGUCAGCCGGCCGCUGCAGCACAUCAAACAGGAGCGGUACAAGCCCGCGCUGGGGGUUCCAUCCGGCUCCGAACUCGUCCCCUGCGCUGAGGGGGCGGGGACAGGUGGGGGCCUCGUCCCUUCCAAGGGCACACUGUCAUCCUGCUCGUUUAAUAAUGAAGGCUGCCCCUCCCCUGGGUCUCUGUCCCCCGCCCAUCAGUCGGCGCGGGCUCAGCAUGCCGGCGGCCUGAGGAGGCGGGGCCUGUCGGCGGCCCCGGUCAGUGGCACUGCUACGGAAGGGAUCGAUAUCACCGCCAUCAUCUGCUCGCCGCAGAUGUCCGUGGUGGCGCGCGUCAACGGCCUGAGGACUGGCUCCCCUGGCCACCCGCCCCCACUCAGCCCACGGCCCCGCUCGCCGGCCCCCUGCUUGCUCUCCUUCUGCUCCACCUCCUCUUCCUCAUCCUCCUUGUCGGCGGAGCCCGGCGACCCAGAGCGGAGUCUCAGCGAGGGCCGGGGCCCCAUGCAGCCGCCGCCGCGCCCCCCUCCCCUGGCAGCGGCCGAGCCGGCUGAAGGCCUCGGCUUCCUACGGCCGGACGUGCAGCCGGGGCUCCUGGCGAGCUGCCAGCGUGGCGGCGGCUCCCUGAAACAGGAGCCCAACGAUGAGCUCUCACCGGCAGAAGACGAACUGUAUCUGCCACCGCCGCCCAGCCUCCCCCCGCCAUACCACCUGCACCAGUACUUCAGUCCAGGCAUGGGCUCCCUGCUGCCAGUAUCUGCCGUGCUGCCGGCCAAGGCCCCUGGCCCCGUCGGAGCUCCGGACAGUGAGGAGGACGCCGGCGCCCCUGGGGACCGGCAGGCUUGCCGAUGGAUCGACUGCAGCGCCGCCUACGGCCAGCAGGAGGAGCUGGUGAGGCACAUCGAAAAAGUGCACAUCGACCAGCGCAAGGGCGAGGACUUCACCUGCUUCUGGGCUGGCUGUGUGCGCCGCUACAAGCCGUUCAAUGCCCGCUACAAGCUGCUGAUCCACAUGCGGGUCCACUCCGGGGAGAAGCCCAACAAGUGCAUGUUUGAGGGUUGCAGCAAGGCCUUCUCGCGCUUGGAGAACCUGAAGAUCCACCUGCGAAGCCACACGGGCGAGAAGCCGUACCUCUGCCAGCACCCCGGCUGUCAUAAGGCCUUUAGCAACUCCAGCGACCGUGCUAAGCACCAGCGCACCCACCUGGACACGAAGCCCUAUGCCUGCCAGAUCCCAGGCUGCUCCAAGCGCUACACGGACCCCAGCUCUCUACGGAAGCAUGUGAAGGCUCACUCUGCCAAGGAGCAGCUGGUGCGUAAGAAGCUGCGACCAUGCCCUCACAUGGAGUCGGAGGUCCUCGGCGAGUGCCUGGCCAUGCAUCACCUGCACAGCUCCUGCUCCCCGCAGCACACCCUCAACGGGAAGGCGACCCGCUCUCCGGGCCUGGGCCAGGACGUAUUCACAGCAAUGUAUGCCGGCCCCAGCGGCCCGCACACCGGGGCCACGCCAGCACCGCUCCCGUCCAAUCACAGCUUGGCGUCCACGCAGCCUGGCCUGGAAGCCUGCGUCGGGGGCCCCCACAGCCACCUGCCCCCCCUGUCCGCCGUAGAGAACACCCGCGACGGGCUCGGAACCGCCCUCCUGCCCCCAGGCAUCAGACCUAUCCGCACCCCUGGACCAUCCAUGCUGCCUUUGGACAAACAGACCCCGUCUACUGACCAGCACCACCUUCCCACCCAGCACAAACCCUACACCCACUUCAGCGACCCCUCAGCCCAUGAAGGUUACCAAGGCAGCUUUCACAGUUGCUUCCAUUACGGAGACAGUUACAGAAUGGAACAAUCUGUGAGCGAUGUCCAUUUAUCCGGAGACGGUCACUGCUUUAGCUCCCACCGGCAGAAUGGCUACCCCGUGUCCAUCUCCAGCGGCCCAGCCAGUGGCUUUGGCGUGGUCCGAGAUAUGCAGGAGUUCACCUCCAGCCCAGAGGAGACCAUCUUCUUCCAGGUGGGCGGCUUUGACCGCUGCUUGAACCAGAUCUCCUCAGUCUACACGGAGACGUGAGAGGCAGGAUGUGUUGUGGCAUCCUCUCUGCGUGUCGCCACCCUGCAGUGUAUCUCAUCCUCCUCUUCCAUACCCUCCUCACGCUCCUUACCCUCCUCCUCCUCUUCACGCUCCUCACCACCCUUCUUCUCAUCCUCAUCAUCCCCUUUCUCCUCCCUAUCCUCCGUAUCCUGUUCAUCCUCCUCACCUUCCUCAUUC
Molecule: messenger RNA, 4339 nt
Organism: Paramormyrops kingsleyae
Lineage: Eukaryota; Metazoa; Chordata; Actinopteri; Osteoglossiformes; Mormyridae
Gene: glis1a
Product: GLIS family zinc finger 1a
Biological process (GO): regulation of transcription by RNA polymerase II
Cellular component (GO): nucleus
Molecular function (GO): RNA polymerase II cis-regulatory region sequence-specific DNA binding; DNA-binding transcription factor activity, RNA polymerase II-specific
Source: RefSeq, a predicted model, not a curated record